AUGGACGCCAAGCCCCAGAGACCGACUCGGACCUUGCGCGCCAUCUACGGAGAUGAAAACGUGAUGCCGACGGCCGGUGCACAGAAAACUCUACACCAGCGCAACAAAUCGAGCCCAGCGCUGUCAACAAUACAUCACGCGGGUGGUCUGAAGCUUGCUGCGAAGCGGACCGCAUUUGGGGAUGUCAGCAACACAUCCAAUAUCUCUAGGCCCAGCAAGGACGACUCGGCAAUUGGCGCCAAGGGCGAUUACAGCAUCAUGGAGAAACCGAUCCCGACACAGCAGGAUAAGAAGGCUUCAUCCUUCCUUAGACCUGCACAGCGUCCCCUGUCUGUCUCCGGAUUAAAAGGUCUCUUGAAUAACGUCGCCAAUUCCACCAACCUUCCCUCGGUCAAGCAGCCUUUGGUUGACAUUCAACAACCACUACCACAGACGUCUCAAGCCGCCAAUACACGCAAGCUCGUGGCGAAGAAAAGCACUGCUGUCUUUAAAGAUGCUGUUGCCACGCAGCCCCAAUACUCCGCUCCUGAAGUGCAGAAGCCUUUGCCUACGACUGCACCAAUCGCUCCUGUCCACCGCGAACUCCAACCUCGCCAGCAACUCAAAGAGUCCAACGAGUCACAGGAAACACAGAGCAAGCACGCAGGUCAGCAUGCGGCACACGCAGUGGCAGCAGCACCGUCGGCUGCGGAAACAUCCUCUGAAGAACCCGCUGUCCUCAGAUCGGACGGCAUUUACAUUGAUCAGCAUGGACAAGUACAGUUCUACGGACUUGAUGAGUCUGUUGAGCAUGUCGAGGUUCUUCAGCCGCGUGAAAAGGGCGUGCCCCUGCCAGUGGAGCCGCUGAGUCAGGAUGGGAGAACAGGCCAGGAUCAGGUUCUUGAUGCUUAUCUUGCCGAGUCGCACCCAGAAUCACACCGAAGACCCACCUUGGCUCCUGUUUCAGAGCCAGAAGAGUACUGGGAUGAUGAGGGAGAAGAAAAUUACGACGAGGAAGGUUAUGCUACUGCCCGAUCAUUCAAAUCCAGGGGAGAAAACACCACAGGCGGUGCUACGACGAUUCUGUUCCCGAAGGUCAACCAAAAGACAAGGAAAGAGAUCGCUGCUGCCAAAGACUUGAUAGAGGGAUCUAAGACAGUGGAAGAGCUUGAGGAUGAGGCGUGGGACACAACAAUGGUCGCAGAAUAUGGGGAAGAGAUUUUCCAAUAUAUGAAGGACUUGGAGAUCAAGAUGUUGCCAAAUGCGCACUAUAUGGACAACCAAGCGGAGAUACAGUGGUCGAUGCGUGCAGUAUUGAUGGACUGGAUAGUUCAAGUGCACCAUCGCUUCAAUCUUCUCCCAGAAACGCUCUAUCUCUGUGUCAACUACAUCGACCGCUUCUUGUCUUGCAAGGUCGUCUCCUUGGGAAAGCUGCAGUUGGUCGGCGCCACUGCAAUAUUCAUCGCCGCCAAGUACGAAGAGAUCGAUUGCCCGUCCGUGCAAGAAAUUGUAUACAUGGUUGAUGGCGGCUACACUGGCGACGAGAUUCUCAAGGCGGAACGUUUCAUGCUCAGCAUGCUGCAGUUCGAACUUGGCUGGCCUGGACCAAUGAGCUUCUUGAGGAGGAUCAGCAAGGCCGACGAUUACGAUCUUGAGACGAGGACGCUCGCAAAGUACUUCCUCGAGAUCACUGUUAUGGAUGAGCGAUUCGUCGGUAGUCCACCGAGCUUUGUUGCGGCUGGAGCACAUUGUCUGGCCAGGCUGAUGCUCAAGAAGGGCAUUUGGUCACCUGCACACGUCUAUUACGCCAACUACACCUACUCCCAGCUUUUCAACCUGAUAUUGCUCAUGGUCGAAUGCUGCGAAGACGCACGCAAGCAUCACUGUGCGAUCUUCGACAAGUACACCGACAAGCGCUACAAGCGUGCAUCGAACUUUGUGGAGUCUGAGAUGAAGAGAGGAUUCCAAAUUCAGGAUGUCGCUUCACAUACAGCCGCGCCAUAUUCCGGCAUCUACGAUGAUCGGCAUAUUUGGGGCCAGAAGUGA
Messenger RNA from Letharia columbiana, 2025 nucleotides. RefSeq lists its product as uncharacterized. Gene Ontology annotation, biological process: regulation of cyclin-dependent protein serine/threonine kinase activity; mitotic cell cycle phase transition. The record is from RefSeq and is a predicted model, not a curated record. The transcript has 4 exons. The coding region runs from base 1 to 2025 and encodes 674 amino acids. Lineage: Eukaryota; Fungi; Ascomycota; Lecanoromycetes; Lecanorales; Parmeliaceae. Gene Ontology annotation, cellular component: cytoplasm; cyclin-dependent protein kinase holoenzyme complex; centrosome. Gene Ontology annotation, molecular function: cyclin-dependent protein serine/threonine kinase regulator activity.